This is a messenger RNA of Nomascus leucogenys (northern white-cheeked gibbon), 3106 nucleotides long. It is a transcript of the gene GRK6, whose product is annotated as G protein-coupled receptor kinase 6. Gene Ontology annotation, cellular component: cytoplasm; plasma membrane. The transcript is spliced from 16 exons. The coding region runs from base 368 to 2002 and encodes 544 amino acids. Gene Ontology annotation, biological process: protein phosphorylation; signal transduction; regulation of signal transduction. Lineage: Eukaryota; Metazoa; Chordata; Mammalia; Primates; Hylobatidae. The record is from RefSeq and is a predicted model, not a curated record. Gene Ontology annotation, molecular function: G protein-coupled receptor kinase activity; ATP binding.
AGUGAUCAAAGGUCUUCUCCCCUACCCCUGCCCCUAGCAGUUGUGCCUACCCUCGAACUGGUGGCCCCAGCCGGCCACCUGGCAGAGUGCGGUCUCGGAGGGUCGCGCGGCGCCGCUUGGCAGGCACACCGGCUGAACGUAAGGCGACAGGAGUGCGCAGCUGCCGUCCGCAUCCUCCUGAAGGCGCAACAGAGCUAACCCGGGCGGAGAGGAGCGUGAGGCGGGGAUGCCGGAGCUCCAAGCUCUCUUCCCGUUCCUGCGGGGCGCCCCCACGCACCCAGGUCGUGCUGGUAGCUGACGGGCGAGAAGGCCUCGUGCAAGCGGUGGCGGUGGAAAUCGCAAGGGCAAAAGCAAGAAAUGGCGGCAGAUGCUCCAGUUCCCUCACAUCAGCCAGUGCGAAGAGCUGCGGCUCAGCCUCGAGCGUGACUACCACAGCCUGUGCGAGCGGCAGCCCAUUGGGCGCCUGCUGUUCCGAGAGUUCUGUGCCACGAGGCCGGAGCUGAGCCACUGCAUCGCCUUCCUGGAUGGGGUGGCCGAGUAUGAAGUGACCCCAGAUGAGAAGCGGAAGGCAUGUGGGCGGCGGCUGAUGCAGAAUUUUCUGAGCCACACGGGUCCUGACCUCAUCCCUGAGGUCCCCCGGCAGCUGGUAACGAACUGCACCCAGCGGCUGGAGCAGGGGCCCUGCAAAGACCUUUUCCAGGAACUCACCCGGCUGACCCACGAGUAUCUGAGCGUGGCCCCUUUUGCCGACUACCUCGACAGCAUCUACUUCAACCGUUUCCUGCAGUGGAAGUGGCUGGAAAGGCAGCCAGUGACCAAAAACACCUUCAGGCAGUACCGAGUCCUCGGCAAAGGUGGCUUUGGGGAGGUGUGCGCCUGCCAGGUGCGGGCCACAGGUAAGAUGUAUGCCUGCAAGAAGCUAGAGAAAAAGCGGAUCAAGAAGCGGAAAGGGGAGGCCAUGGCGCUGAACGAGAAGCAGAUCCUGGAGAAAGUGAACAGUAGGUUUGUAGUGAGCUUGGCCUACGCCUAUGAGACCAAGGACGCGCUGUGCCUGGUGCUGACACUGAUGAACGGGGGCGACCUCAAGUUCCACAUCUACCACAUGGGCCAGGCUGGCUUCCCCGAAGCGCGGGCUGUCUUCUACGCCGCCGAGAUCUGCUGUGGCCUGGAGGACCUGCACCGGGAGCGUAUCGUGUACAGGGACCUGAAGCCAGAGAACAUCUUGCUGGAUGACCACGGCCACAUCCGCAUCUCUGACCUGGGGCUAGCUGUGCACGUGCCCGAGGGCCAGACCAUCAAAGGCCGUGUGGGCACCGUGGGUUACAUGGCUCCGGAGGUGGUGAAGAAUGAACGGUACACGUUCAGCCCUGACUGGUGGGCGCUCGGCUGCCUUCUGUACGAGAUGAUCGCAGGCCAGUCGCCCUUCCAGCAGAGGAAGAAGAAGAUCAAGCGGGAGGAGGUGGAGCGGCUGGUGAAGGAGGUCCCCGAGGAGUAUUCCGAGCGCUUUUCCCCGCAGGCCCGCUCACUUUGCUCACAGCUCCUCUGCAAGGACCCUGCCGAACGCCUGGGGUGUCGUGGGGGCAGUGCUCGUGAGGUGAAGGAGCACCCCCUCUUUAAGAAGCUGAACUUCAAGCGGCUGGGAGCUGGCAUGCUGGAGCCGCCCUUCAAGCCUGACCCCCAGGCCAUUUACUGCAAGGAUGUUCUGGACAUUGAACAGUUCUCUACGGUCAAGGGCGUGGAGCUGGAGCCUACCGACCAGGACUUCUACCAGAAGUUUGCCACAGGCAGCGUGCCCAUCCCCUGGCAGAACGAGAUGGUGGAGACCGAGUGCUUCCAGGAGCUGAAUGUCUUUGGGCUGGAUGGCUCAGUUCCCCCGGACCUGGACUGGAAGGGCCAGCCACCUGCACCUCCUAAAAAGGGACUGCUGCAGAGACUCUUCAGUCGCCAAGAUUGCUGUGGAAACUGCAGCGACAGCGAGGAAGAGCUCCCCACCCGCCUCUAGCCCCCAGCCCGAGGCCCCCACCAGCAGUUGGCGGUAGCAGCUACUCCGAGCGCCGUUUACAGUUCUGCACAGUGAUCUUCCCCAUUGUCCACUCAAGUCGUGGCCUGGGGAACACAGAUGGAGCUGUCCCCAGUGUCCUCCGUCCCUCAGCCCCUGGCCUGGCUGAGUUUGGCAGGGCCUAGGCCGUCCCUGGGACAAAGGUGCGUCCCUUCAGCUCUUCUCCGUGGAGCUCGGGGCUUUCUGUAUUUAUGUAUUUGUACGAAUGUAUAUAGCGACCAGAGCAUUCUUAAUUCCUGCCGCAGACCUGGCGCCCUCGCCUUGGCUCCUGGGGGCAGCCAGCUCUGGCCGGGAGAGCGGGAGCUGGCAGAGGAGCCACUGCCAAACUCAAGGCUCCUCUGGCCCAGCUUGGACGGCUGAGGGUGGUCACACCCCCGAGCCUUCAGCACUGUGUUGGCCACCCCUGGUCUCUGAGUAAGACUCGUGCCUGCCCCUGCUGCCCUGGGCUCAGGCUGCUACCCUCUGGGGCCCAAAGCUGUCCCUUCUCAGUGCUUGUCAGCGCUAGAUCUGGGGCCGCUGUAUGCCCUAGGCCUGUGCCAAAGUGGCCAGAGAUUGGGCUGCCCGUGAUACCCAUCAGCCCACUGCCCCGGCCAGCCCAGAUAGGUCUGCCUCUGCCUUCCAGCUCCCACAGCCUGGUCCCUGACACUGGGCUCUGUCCUGAAGACACCUCUUUCAGAAGCGCCCAAGCCCAGCCCCUAAGAGGAGGUGGGGCAUCCCUGGUCAACCCUCAGACAUUCCGGACUCCCCUCAUAACAAUAGACACAUGUGCCCAGCAAUAAUCCGCCCCUUCCUGUGUGCGCCUGUGGGGUGUGUGCGCGCGCGUGUGUACCUGCGUGGGUGAAGGGGAUAGGGCGAGGCUGUGCCUGUGCCCCAGGCCCCUGCCCUGGCCCUUCCCAGACUGUGAUGGCCAUCCUGCUCCCAGUGUUAGGGUAGCAUGGGAUUACAGGGCCCUGUUUUUUCCAUAUUUAAAGCCAAUUUUUAUUACUCAUUUUGUCCAGUGUAAGCUGCCACGUGUCUCUGUGUGAAUACAGUCCGAGCACAAACCUG